Daldinia decipiens is the source of this 4922-nucleotide messenger RNA. RefSeq lists its product as uncharacterized. The record is from RefSeq and is a predicted model, not a curated record. Gene Ontology annotation, cellular component: nucleus; cytoplasm; RISC complex. The coding region runs from base 499 to 4626 and encodes 1375 amino acids. The transcript has 6 exons. Gene Ontology annotation, molecular function: ATP binding; ribonuclease III activity; RNA binding. NCBI's taxonomy places the organism in Eukaryota, Fungi, Ascomycota, Sordariomycetes, Xylariales, Hypoxylaceae. Gene Ontology annotation, biological process: siRNA processing.
GUAAGUACUGGCACUCCAAGCGCAUGUAUCACUUGUAUCACCUAUAUGUCCCUCCUUUUGAGCAACUUGCUUGAAGCAGGUGGCCUUGCCGGUGCCGGCUUCGGCUUCGGCUUGUAACCUGUCAUACCAGGUAUCAAUAUCUGGCGUCUCUGCCUAACACAGUCAUAUACAAGCAAACAAACGCCGCCUGCUAUUUUUCAAAUAAUGUUAGACUUGCAUCAUAUACAUGUGAAGCUUUCCAGUCGCUCAAGUCUAUCGAGACAAUCAACAUCGAGGAGCAAUAUACGAUAAGCUCUCAGUCAAUUUGAAUCGAAUUCAGCAGUUUCGCUGCAUCAAUGGCUACACCCGGGGUAAUAUCAUCGGUAUUGUCUAUGGAUUUAAUCGCAGAAGAUUUCAGUGAUAGCGACCAUGAUUCCGUGAUCUCCGAGAGCCACGAAGAACAUGAAAUCGUAGCUACAGAUGAGCUAGAGUCUCACCCGGCGACUAUAGACAUUAAGGAUGAGGUCCAAGUUAAGGAUUCGGGCGUCAUCCAUGCCCGCGAAUACCAGCUUGAGAUGUUUGAGGCGAGUCUCAAACGUAACAUUAUCGUCGCAAUGGACACAGGGACCGGGAAGACUCAGGUGGCCGUCCUUAGAAUCCAAGCAGAACUGGAAAAGUCUGAUCCUAGUAAAGCCAAUUGUUUGGUUCUUGACCCCCACUGUUGCUCUGUGUGAGCAGCAAGCUCGAGUACUCAGGUCACAGAUUCCUGCCGUGCAAAUCAAAACUCUUGUUGGAGCAGACGGCGUAGAGACCUGGUCCAAUGUUCAUAUAUGGGAUGACUACCUGAAGAAUGUUCGAAUAGUCGUUUCCACUUACCAGGUCCUUUUGGAUGCUGCUAAUCAUGCGUUUGUGCGUAUGGACCGGCUCUCCUUGAUAGUUUUCGACGAAGCCCAUAAUUGUCGUGGUAAACACUCCGGCGCCAAGAUCAUGGGCCGGUAUGGUGAUAGUAAAAACGCCGGCCUACCAAUUCCAUCAAUACUUGGCCUUACGGCAAGUCCGAUCGUGAGUUCGAAGCUCGAUACCCUCGAGAAAAUCGAACAGACUCUGGAUGCCGUGUGUAAGAGCCCGAGCAUCCAUCGAGACGAGCUUUUGUCUGUCGUAAAGCGGCCGACUAUGACUCACGCUUUCUAUACCCAACCGGAUGAGGAUGAUUUCCCUCUAACUGACACUAUGAAGAGUCUGGCUAAUGUAUACUACGGCUUGGAUAUAAAUCAAGACCCGUAUAUUGUCCGGCUACGGAGAGAUAAGAGGGAACGCAGUCAAGUUGCGCUCGAGAGAGCUCUAAGGAAUCAAGAUACUUACGUCUUUAACCAGGUACAGUCUUUCUGGCGAAAGAGCGUUACAAUCCACCGAGAACUUGGAACGUGGGCUGUAGAUUACUUCAUUUCUACCUCCGUCGCUCAGUUCCUUAAGUCGAUCAGAGAGAACGAUUCGUGGUUCCAGGAAUGGGACACUCAGGAGAAGCAAUACCUCGCGAAUGCAUUGCAAGGUGUCAAAACAUCAACACCGUCUCCACUUCAAUAUGGUAUGGCUGAUUUAGGUAUAUCUAGCAAAGUUGCGGCUCUUGUACGGGAGCUAUCUGAUUCGGUCGACGGAACUAUUGGUAUCGUAUUCGUUCGUGAAAUCGCCACAGUAGCUAUCUUGUCACAUAUACUAUCAACCCAUCCGUUAAUAAAGGAUCGCUAUCGGGUCGGUACUAUGAUCGGUACGAGCAACCGCAUCAGUCAAAAACGAGACCUCGGCGCCCCCAACAAGACAGAAUACGCUCAAAACCUUAAGGAUUUUCAAGAUGGAAAGCUCAAUCUCCUCAUAGCUACGAGUGUCCUAGAAGAAGGUAUCGACGUCCCAGCCUGUAAUAUGGUUGUUUGCUUUGACCCACCGGCCAACCUCAAGACGUUUAUCCAGAGACGUGGCAGAGCUCGGAUGAAAGAGUCAAAGCUCAUUCUACUAAUGAGCGAGGUCACAACCCAAGUCGAGCAGUGGAUGGAACUCGAGGAGGAAAUGAAGAGACGCUAUGAAGAUGAUAAGAGGCGUGUACAAUUUGAAGAGAUGGAGCAACCCGAGGUUGAGCCUUUCUAUGUACCAGAGACCGGAGCCCACCUUGACUUCGACCAGGCAAAGUCACACUUGGAGCACUUUUGCAGAAAGCUCUCGAAUCUUCAAUAUUCGGAUACAAGGCCGUACUACAUAUUUAAGCGAACACCUCAUCCGCUUGGAGAGGUCCCGCAAGUCUCCGCAACAGUGGUCCUACCGAUGUCGUUACCCUCGGAGCUUCGGCGAGUGGAGAGUACCGGUCUCUGGUUCACUGAAAAAAGUGCCAGCAAGGAUGCCGCCUUUCUGGCUUAUACGGCUAUCUACAAAGCCGGUUUGCUUAAUAAUAAUUUGAUGCCAAUAAUAACCCAGACUCCCCACGAUGUCGAGUCGAGAGCUCCAGAGAGAGAAGUUAAUGGACAAAUAAGCCCCUGGGCAGGGAUCGCGCGUGCUUGGGGUGAUCGGAAAGAGUUAUACCAGCGUAGACUACGAUUGGUAGAUCAUCAUGGCUAUGUAUUAUGUGAAUUUGAUGCGACACUACCUGUACCCUUUCCGGCUUUACCACAUAUUAAUAUCAUCUGGGAUAUGUAUAACCAUUGGAGGAUCGAACUAGGUCAGACAAAGGUUAUAUCCACUGAGGACCUCCAGGCUGAUCAGAGCCUGGCGUUACUAGACCUAGCAUUCAGGCAUCGUCAAUGGGAGGCUAGGGAUGCCGCGCGAUCAGUACUACAUAUUCGGUCCCCGACCCAGGAUAUCCCAUUCGGUGAGCUGGUGGGCCAAAAGAGUGUUGAAGAGGCCUGUCUUGAUGGCACGACACUAAUACGUUUUAACGGAGCCCCCUAUUCAUUCGGGGCAUUGCUGCCUUCUCUCGGUCCAGACUUUCCGGUACCGGAAUCUUUAAAGGGCGAACCAGUUGAUACCCCUUGGCUGUUGCUGGAGAAGUGGAUAAAGCGAAAAGACUUUCUUCACCACUUCACUCAACCACCCACGUCGGAUUCUACUAAAUCAACCCAGAUAGUUAGGCCUGCACGCCUCUGCCGAGUGGAUGGUAUCCACGUAUCUAACGUUCACUUCGGCAUGCUCAUCCCUUCUAUUAUGCACAUGAUAGAGAUUCACCUGGUUGCUACUGAAUUAUGCAAUACUAUAUUGAAAGACGUCGAAUUCAAGGAUAUCUCACGGGUCAUUACUGCAAUUAGCGCACCGUCCGCUAGAGAAGAGACAAACUAUGAAAGGCUCGAGUUCCUAGGCGACUCGACUCUAAAGCUGCUUGCUACGGCUACUAUAACUGCCAAUAAUCCGAUUUUCCCAGAAGGGUAUCUCGACGCUAUGAAGACGGAUAUAGUAUCCAAUGCCAGGCUGUCUCGUGCAGCGGUCGAGACUGGUCUGGAUAAAUUUAUUCUCAAAAAAGAGUUCACGGGCGCGAAGUGGAAGCCCAUUUACGUGGAAGACAUGCUUGAUCUAAAUGACAAUGCGGACGACAAACGCAUGGUUUCGACCAAGACGCUUGCUGAUGUCGUAGAAGCCUUAGUCGGAGCUGCGCACGAAGAUGGCGGGAUAGAUAAAGCGCUCGCGUGUCUCCGGAUAUUCAUCACCGAAGUGGAAUGGCACAGCCUCAAUUUCGCAUGCAGUGAAAUAUUUAGUCAGACUGCCAUGAGCACGUAUCUCCCACCCCCUCUCGCGCCUCUGGAGGAGCUGAUCGGAUAUUCCUUCCGCAACAAGAACAUACUCGUCGAAGCUGCCACGCAUUCUUCCUUCGGAUUCGUCGACUCGACGGGAAACUGUAUGGAACGCCUGGAAUUCCUCGGCGACGCCAUCUUAGACAGCUUGAUCGUCUCUGCCAUGUGGAAAUUCCCACGCGAAAUGACCCAGCAUGAAAUGCACCUCCUCCGCACGGCCUGUGUAAAUGGGGAUCUGCUCGGCUUCUUUGGCAUGGAGUGGAGCAUUGAGCAGGAGGCAACGCAGAUCUCAGAGGAUAAAUCAACCAUUGAGACGAGCACCACCACACUCCCGUUCUGGAAGUUCAUGCGCCACACCUCUCAGGAGAUGGGCAUCGCCCAACACGCUGCGGAAGAAAGACACGCGCAGGAGCGGGAGGCUAUCCUCGAGGCCAUCGAGCGCGGGGCGGAGUACCCCUGGGCGCAGCUCUUCCACCUGCACAUACCCAAGUUCUUCUCUGAUUUCUUCGAGAGCGUCCUCGGCGCCGUGUGGGUAGAUUCGCAAUCUUUAGACGUAUGCGCUACCGUCGUUGAGAAGGUGGGCAUACUGCCGUACCUACGGCGCAUGCUCGCCGACGGCGUUGACGUCCUGCACCCCAAGAACCACCUGGGCCACGAAGCGGGUAGGAUCGGCAAGCCGGUCGAGUACCAAACUGAGGUGCGCGACGCGCAAGGUAGAGAUAGGGAAUUAGUCUGCAGGGUGCUAGUUGGGGAUGAGAUGGUUGCGGAGGUGGGUGGUGGGGUGUCGCCUGAGGAAGUGCAGACUCGAGCGGCGUAUGCGGCGUAUAAGAUUCUGGUUAAGAGGCGAGAGGAGGUUAUGGAUAUGGAUAUGGAUAUGUGAGGGGAGGUGAGCGAGGGUUGCAUGGUUGGAUGAGUAGUGAUGACUUGAUAGCUUAUGAAUGAAUGAAUGGGUUCUAGAUAGCGAGCGAUAGCUAUGCGUUAUGGAUUUUCCUGUUGAGUCUUAUGGCAUGUUGAUUUUUCGGUCGUUGAUAUGUAUGGCGAACGAUUUUAUAGCAUUUUUGUAUACUUGGAGGUUAUUUACUAUGACGCCUUUGGGAAAUGUGCUUAGAUUUGCCCCUAUUCCAGCCCUUAAGGAGUCGCAGAUAUAGCUCUUCCAUUGUCCUCCUUCACUAUAGC